Molecule: messenger RNA, 258 nt
Organism: Neopelma chrysocephalum (saffron-crested tyrant-manakin)
Lineage: Eukaryota; Metazoa; Chordata; Aves; Passeriformes; Pipridae
Product: voltage-dependent L-type calcium channel subunit alpha-1D-like
Exons: 3
Biological process (GO): calcium ion import across plasma membrane
Cellular component (GO): membrane; voltage-gated calcium channel complex
Molecular function (GO): high voltage-gated calcium channel activity
Source: RefSeq, a predicted model, not a curated record
AUGCAGACCUUCGGGAAGGUGGCCCUGCAGGACGGGACCCAGAUCAACCGCAACAACAACUUCCAGACCUUCCCCCAGGCCGUGCUGCUGCUCUUCAGGUGUGCCACAGGAGAAGCCUGGCAGGAGAUCAUGCUGGCCAGCCUGCCGGGCAAACGCUGCGACCCCGAGUCGGACGCGGAGCCGGGGGAGGAGUUCACCUGCGGCAGCAACUUCGCCAUCGCUUAUUUCAUCAGCUUCUUCAUGCUCUGCGCAUUCCUG